GUAAGGAGCACGUGUAACUGCGGUUCGUUCUCUAUUUUAAGAUGGCGGUCCUCGAGAAGGAAGACUUUUGGGGCGGUAAGCUUAGUAAAAGCUCACCUGAGGUURAAUUCAACCCAGAGUUUGAAGAUAGCGAAUUAUCAGAGGUGGAUCACAAGUUGAUUUUAAGUCAGGCAUGUCUGGGUAGUAAAGCUUCUGGCCGUAAUGUCGUAGAAGUAACAGCUGUAGAUUUCCAAGGCAAUGAGUGUACACAUACAAUAGUCGCACUAAGGGAAGGAUCACUGGAAAUGUGCACAUUAAACCUCACCUUCAAUCCUCCUGCUACUUUUAAACUCAUAGAAGGAUCUGGACCAGUACAUCUAACAGGAAGUCAUGUACAAAGCUUAGCAGAGGAGGAGGAAGAAUCUGAGGAGGAAUCAGAUGAAGAAGUCCCUGACUUGGUAGAGACUAAAAAGCAGCAAAAAAGACCUCUACCGGCCAGCACUCCAAAAGGACCUCCAAAAAAAAUAGCAAAGGUUGAUGAAGAAGAGUCUGAUGAGGAAGAGUCUGAUGAAGAAGAGUCUGACGAGGAAGAGGAGGAAUCUGAUGAAGAAGAGGAAGAAGAAAAAAGCAAGAAACCUUCCAACAAAAAAGAUACAAAAAAGGAUUCCGAAAAGCCAUCAGAUCUUUUGGAUAAUGAAGCAGAAGAAGGUGAAGAGAGCGAAGAUGAAAGUGAUGAGGCAUCUGAUGCCGAAGAAGAUGAUGAUGAAAGUGAUGAAGAGGAAGAGGAUGACUCAGAUGAGGAGGAAGAGAGCGACGAGGAGGAAGAUGAGGUUACAGCCACAUUAACAGCAAAGAAAAAGAAACAAGGAGACAAGAAACAGAUGACUAAUGGAGUAGGACCCAAGAAGGCUGGUAAAGAAGCCAAAACCCCACAAGGAAAAACACCUCAAGGAAAAACACAAAAGACACCACAGACCAAAACACCGCAGUCAAAAACACCACAACCCACCAAGGAUAUUGAAACAAUUAAGCAAGCUUUAGUGAAGUCACCAGCUCUGCCCAAAAAGUUAGAUAAGUUCCAGAAUUUCAUGCGUUCUUCAUACAAGUUAACAGAUAAAGAUACUGUGAAAGACCUGUGGGACUAUGUGCAGAAGAACAAGAAAUAAGAAUGAGAAUACAUAUCUUUUUUGUUAUAAUUUACGAAAUAAAGGGUUUUGGAUAGAUGUA
Molecule: messenger RNA, 1206 nt
Organism: Actinia tenebrosa (Australian red waratah sea anemone)
Lineage: Eukaryota; Metazoa; Cnidaria; Anthozoa; Actiniaria; Actiniidae
Biological process (GO): chromatin remodeling
Cellular component (GO): nucleoplasm; cytoplasm; nucleolus
Molecular function (GO): RNA binding; chromatin binding; histone binding
Source: RefSeq, a predicted model, not a curated record